This is a messenger RNA of Camelina sativa (false flax), 1251 nucleotides long. The record is from RefSeq and is a predicted model, not a curated record. Lineage: Eukaryota; Viridiplantae; Streptophyta; Magnoliopsida; Brassicales; Brassicaceae.
AUGGAGCAUCCGUUGAGCAACAACAAAUGCAGAGCCAAGCAACAACAAAUGCAGAGCCAGAAAGCUCCGGUCACCUACAAGAAACCGGCAGCGGAGCUGAGUCCUGACCCGUUCCGGAAAGGAGAAGCUAGUGUUUUGAUUGGGAAGUUAGAGAGUGAGAGGGAUGAGUUUAGUAGGGUUUGUGGUGAGAGGGAUUUGAUUAAGAGUGAGUUUGAUUUGCAGAGUGAGGAGAUGAAUCUGUUGAAGGAGUGUGUGGUGAGGUUGGAGAUGAAAGAAGUGAGUUUGGGUGAAGAAGUUGGGAGAUUGAAAUCUGAGAAUGGUAGAUUGGUGAAGAAGAGGAAAAAGAGAGAUGAGUUGAUUGAGAGGGUUAGUAAGGAGAGGAGUGAAAUGGAGAAGAACCUUGAGGAUAAGAUUAGGGAGAUUGAUGGUUUGAAGAGUGAGAUCAAAGGGGUUAUUAGAGAGAAGAUGGAGAUAGAGAUGGUUAAACGUGAUCAAAACGAGACGAUCGUUGAGUUGGAGAAAAAGUUGGGAAGUUUGAAUGAGACUGUGAAGAGCUUGACAAAGGAAGAGGUGGGGUUACGUGAUCAGGUUAUUAGGUUAGAGAGGAAUCUUGAUGAGGUUAUGGAGGAAGCGAAAGCGAGGGCGGAGCAGAUCAAUGCAUUGGUGAAAGAGAAGUCUAUUACGGAAUCUGAGCUUGAGUGUGUGUGGAUGGAGAACAUGUCAGUUAAGAAGCAGAUGGAAAUGGCUCUCGUGCAAUCCUCUGAUAAGGUGUCCGAGAGAAUGCAGGGACUACUAUGGAAUGCUCUGUUGAGAACAUUGAGAUGGGUGUCCGAGAGAUGAUUGCUCUGUUGAGAACAUUGAGAUGGGUGUCCGAGAGAAUGCAGGGACUACUAUGGAAUGCAACAAGAAGGGGACGUUUUCAGGGUCGUGGAAUGUAGAAUCAAGAAAAGGGUUUGAUCCGAAGAUGAUUAGGAGCAAUAGUAGUGUGAGUUGGAGAAGUUCUGGUACCAAUGGAGGUGGGUUUCAAAGGAAUAGUAGUGUGAGUUGGAGAAGUUCUGGUACCAAUGGCGGCAAGGAAGCAGUAAUUCGACAACUAACCGGCCUGUUCCGGCUUCUCAACCUUUUGGUAGUAGAAAUGUUAUGAACUUUAACUGACAACAUUGUAAUGGACUCUCGAGUCAAUUUUUUAGAUUGGUAGUUGGGAAUAAGUGUGGUGGUGAAGUUGAAUUUGACAAAAAAAUGUUCAAACCU